AUGCUCAGGGAUAAGCAACCGGGUACAUUUGUUGUACGGGACAGUAACAGUUUUCCGGGUGCAUUUGGUUUAGCGCUAAAAGUUGCUACACCACCACCUGGUGUUCAUCCUGGUAAUUUAUUUUAA
Messenger RNA from Loa loa (African eye worm), 126 nucleotides. RefSeq lists its product as hypothetical. The record is from RefSeq and is a predicted model, not a curated record. Lineage: Eukaryota; Metazoa; Nematoda; Chromadorea; Rhabditida; Onchocercidae. The coding region runs from base 1 to 126 and encodes 41 amino acids. The transcript has a single exon.